GCAAUCAGUGCGCAUGCGUCACUUUACAGGAAGCGUUUUUCUUUAACCAGCUGAUAGCCAGAUUGUCAACAGUGAAUCCUGCGAUACCAGCGCUUUUGAAACGACAGCAUAUAUACGCUCGGAGUUAAGAGAGGUCAAGACACCGUCAGUGAGACUUGACCACACUCGGUUUGGAAGGCAGCGCAAGUGGCUGAUAUCCCAGAAGCACCUACAUCUACUCCAGGGAGGAGCCCCAGCCCCCCUGCCGUUCUGCUACACGGGCCGGUAUGAGCUCCAGAGGGAGUGGAGGCCGCUCCAACGGCACACUACCACAAACCAAGAUCUGCCAGUUCAAGUUGGUGCUCCUGGGUGACAUGGCUGUGGGCAAGUCCAGCCUGGUGCUGCGUUUUGUCAAGGGGCAAUUCGACGAGUUCCAGGAGACAACCAUAGGAGCUGCAUUUCUGGCUCAGUCCGUGUGCCUAGAUGAUACCACUGUGAAGUUUGAGAUCUGGGACACCGCAGGACAAGAGCGAUACCAUAGCCUGGCUCCUAUGUACUACCGUGGCGCUCAGGCUGCUAUCGUUGUCUUUGACAUCACCAAGCCGGAGACUUUCGAGAGAGCCAAGGCCUGGGUGAAGGAGCUGCAGAGGCAGGCCAGUCCCAACAUUGUUAUCGCCCUGGCCGGGAACAAGGCUGACCUGGCAGAGAGGAGACUAGUAGAGUACGAGGAAGCCCAGACAUACUCUGAAGACACUGGCUUGCUCUUUAUGGAGACUUCUGCCAAGACAGCAAUGAACGUCAAUGAUCUCUUCCUGGCCAUCGCAAAAAAGAUGCCAAAAACAGACACCCAAAACCCUACACAUGCAGCACGACAUCGUGGAGUCAACCUCCAGGACCCAGAUGCCCACUCUACCAGAGCCUGCUGUGGUGGGAACUAGACCUCCACAACGCUCACCAGUAUCUCACAAUCCACACCACCACAGCCCUCCUCCUUCAACCAACUUACAGGGGUGGGCCUGAUGUGGGGUAACCAAGUAUCCAUUCACUCCCUUACCCUCCAUUCAUCCUCCUGUCCAAGCAGACAGAAAUUCAGAGACAGAAAAUCAAAGGAAAGAAUAAGAGGAACGAAAGAGCAAGUAGAAAUGGAAGAGGAAGACACGAGUGUUUCACAACCGUCUCUCUUGACCAACAACUGAGAUUCUGCAUUUGGAAUAUACAAAUGGAGGUAUAUUAAAGACUGAGAUCGAGAAGAAGGAAAUAAAGAAUGGGGAAGACAGUGGCAAGCCAGUUGCAGUACUUAGCACUAAUCGUGAUUAUUUCGUUUUCAUUCUGCCUUGCAUAAUUUCAGUCAUGGCUCCGAUUGCAUAAAAAUGCACAAAAUGAGGAGCACACGCUGGCAAGAGGCCAAGAAAGGAGGGGAGAAAAAAAAACUAAAAAAACCCCGCCAAGACAUAAAAAAAAAAAAAAAAAAACACAGAAGCCAAAAUGGUUACGCUGUGGCUGCUUUCUUCUUCCCCUUUGUCAGAGCUUGCAUCUGCUCGCUUUGCCUCCCUCUAGUCUUGAAUCAAUCAAAUCCUGCUGUGAAUAACGCCACAUAUUGUACCCCUGGAAUGAUCCCACAAUUCUUAAACCCUCUGUCCUGCCUGACCUUCCCUGGUGUCACUGGUCCUGUCCAGGCCCACAUUAGAUAAGACCCAUGGCACAGUUUGCCCAACAUAAGUCCGUUUGUACGUAUUUAUCGUCCAGUGUUUUGACUUCUCGUGACUGCUGGUAGGCACUCCAUAUUUCUCCUCCUUUUAUCCAGACAGAAACUCAUUAUGUGAGGCAACCAUUUAAACUAAGUUCUAAUUUAACGGGAUUGUUUGUCUUUACAAGGUUGAUGAUUUUACAGUUGGUCCAACAGACUUGCUUAUUGUAUUGAAAAAUUAUUUUGGGUUUUGUUGCCUGGCUUGAGUGCUCUGCGAAGCACCACAGGCUGUAGCUCUUAUCAUCAACAAUAGACUCGAUUUGGAGUAUAUGUAGUCACUUGAUUUAAAAUUGUUAUAUAUGAACUGUGAGCUCUAACAAAUUACAUGUCUGCAGCAGAGAACAUGUCCCCCAAACCUUAAGAAAGCAGUAAGCUUGAUCUAAUUUUUUAAUUAGUGUGGUUGUCCACGUAUGGCUCUGCCCAGAUAAAAUUAUCGGCAUCAGAUAAAUGACAUUGGGGGUCAGGGUCCUCACAGAAAAACAGUUCAGUACAGAAUGUAAGGCAGGAAGAUAACAAAACAUAAUAUUUGUAAUAAACCUGUACCAUCUUGUGUUUAAUGUGUCCAUCUGUCCCUUGUCCCAAGGCUAAAUUGUUGAACAUGAAAUCAUAGUGAUCUUAAAAUUGUUUUACUGAUUCAUUUAAUUUAAUAUGAUGCUCUUAAAACGGGGUUGUGUGCUUGGUUACUGUCCAAAGCUUGCCUGAAGAAAACGAGGAAAGAAUUGAUGUAAACACAAAAAACAAACAAAAGUGCCUAUUCCCAGUUUUCUUUUUCUGUAAAUCACAUUUGGGGCUUUGUUUAAGUGUGUGCUUCAUAGGCAAUGUGCAGGAGAACCAUUUCCCUGACAAUGGCGUAGUAUAAACAAAUAUCUUGGCACCCUGUCAUAAGGCUAUAUACUGUAUUGGCUCUUUGUAUGGAUGUAAAGAGGUCUUGUUGAAUACACUGUAUGUUAUAUAUUGUCUUAAUUUUAAAGAAAGUGUAUGUUUUUAGCAGAGCACACCCGUGAACCUGGAGUGGACCAUUGAAGAAAAAAAAAAAGAAAAAAAAAAAAA
This is a messenger RNA of Micropterus salmoides (largemouth bass), 2776 nucleotides long. RefSeq names its product RAB5B, member RAS oncogene family (gene rab5b). Bases 267 to 917 code for a protein of 216 amino acids. NCBI's taxonomy places the organism in Eukaryota, Metazoa, Chordata, Actinopteri, Centrarchiformes, Centrarchidae. The record is from RefSeq and is a predicted model, not a curated record. Gene Ontology annotation, molecular function: GTPase activity; GTP binding. The transcript is spliced from 6 exons.